This is a messenger RNA of Penicillium mononematosum, 684 nucleotides long. RefSeq lists its product as uncharacterized. Lineage: Eukaryota; Fungi; Ascomycota; Eurotiomycetes; Eurotiales; Aspergillaceae. The coding region runs from base 1 to 684 and encodes 227 amino acids. The record is from RefSeq and is a predicted model, not a curated record. The transcript has a single exon.
AUGAACAACGCGCCGGUUUAUAAAAGCCAUCCAAUCCUCACCACCCCCUCCUACAGAAUAGAAGUAUUCACACAAAGCGAUCUUCUCAAGCAGCCCUUCCUACGUGAGCUCCGGGACGUCAUCAAUACCAGCUACUAUGAUACCGGUGCCGGUCCUUUCGUAAAGACCGGCGCCCGGCUCCAAAGCGACACCCAACUUACCAAUGAACUUCAGCAAACUGGCUUCACUGCGAUUGCAUUCGCUCAGAAUACGAUCAUCGGGACUGCAAGCUUGAAAGUCUGGCCGACAGAUGCCGAAGGCACCGCGUGGAAAGUACCGGGCUAUUUUGAACAAUUCAGUCCAGAUGAGAUCUUCUCCGCGAGCUCUACGGUGCUGGAUAGCCUUGAUGAUGAAUCUUCAAAUACGGCCUGCGAGGGAAGUUUCGAAAUUGCAGCUGUCGCGAUCACGCCGGAUCCUCAAUAUAGGGGGAAGGGCAUUGCGGCGAGCUUGGUCCAGGCGUGUCAUGACGAACUGAACAGGAGAAUGUUUCCUGCUCGCUCGUGCAUUAUGCUCAAAUGCGUUCGCGAGGUCCAGGGUUCGUAUUGGCUGAAAAGGGGGUUCCGCGUCGUGGGAGAACAAUAUUGUCCUCCUUUUACCUGGGGUUACAAUAAAGGGUUUGUUCUUUGGGCUAUGGAGAGAGCGUGA